Molecule: messenger RNA, 5357 nt
Organism: Conger conger (European conger)
Lineage: Eukaryota; Metazoa; Chordata; Actinopteri; Anguilliformes; Congridae
Gene: btbd8
Product: BTB domain containing 8
Exons: 19
Coding region: 91-5019 (1642 amino acids)
Molecular function (GO): protein binding
Source: RefSeq, a predicted model, not a curated record
CCAGUUACAGAUUUAAUCUGCAAACUUCUUGGACUUUGCCAAGAGGAGAAGAGAUUGUGUUUUAGAAAGGGAGCCAUUGUACUGCUGCUAAUGUGUGGAAGUUUUGGCCCGAGUGGUACGAUGCCAUUGUGUGGAAAUACCAUGCACACCACAGAAGUCACUCGAGAAUUUCAGGGGAAAGAAAGAAAAUCAAGAUUUAAUCUCAAGAAAUGUCUGGCGACUGCUUUGUCAAAGGAUCUACACAGGCUGCUCAUUGAAGAGAAUGAGGCCGAUGUUACUCUCUGUGUUGGUUCCAGCACAUUCCGGGCCCACAAGGCGGUUGUGCUGGCCCGGGCACCGCAUCUCCUUGAGGAUGCAUCUGCAGACUCAGACUUGAUCCAUGUAAAAAACCUGAAGACCGCAGAGCUGAAGGACUUUUUACUACGGGUGUACACCGCUGAAGAAAGGAUGGGAAAGUUCCAGAAGCCUGUGCUGGGAUCCCCGGAGCCCACCAGGCAGGGAGUGGGCACUAACCCUCCGUGUCUCGCGGAAACCUCAGCGGGGAGAAACUCGGACCUCCCGACCCUGGAGACAGCCUGUGGGCUUGGAGCGGACCUCCUCGAUCUGUACCAGACGGGCCGUGCCUCUGAUAUCAGUAUUGAAGUUGGGGCCCGGGUAUUCCAGGCUCACAGGCCCAUCCUGUGUGCGCGCUCCCAGUAUUUCAGUGCCAUGUUGAGCGGGAGAUGGUUGGAGAGCUCCAGACAGUGCAUCACUCUACAGGGCCUGGGCCCCGAGGAGAUGGAGAUCCUCUUGCAGUUCAUGUACGGGGCCACUUUGGACCUACCCCCGGGAACCAAUCUAUGUCAGGUGGUCUACGCUGCGGACAUGCUGGGUCUGGACGGGCCGAAGGACGUGGCCGAGGUGGUGCUGACCCGGGACUACUGCCGCUUCUUCCCCAAGCCUGUGGAUGGGGUUCAGAAGUCCAUUCUUGAGUGCCUUUCAUUAUCUCAUUCCCUACGAUUUGAGCGCCUCUAUGGUUUGUGCUUAAGGUGGGUGGCGGAGCACUUUGUGAAGUGCUGGUCUGAAAGAAGCUUCGCCCUCCUACCAGCAGGGCUACAGAGACACUGCCUCACAACCGUGACUGAGGCAAUGACAGUGAAGAACGUGGUGUCCCUGCUUUGUAGCAGCGAACAGCUGAUUGGUAGCUUACCUGAGGUGAAGUGGGCCAAGCAGGCCCUGGCCUUGGCCAAUGAGCUGCAGGAGGCAUGUCUGCGCACCAUUGUGACCCACCUGCCCGAGGUUACCCACACGGUCGCCUUCCACACCCUCCGAAGGGUGGAGGAGUUCAGCCUGGAGCCCCGCACGUUGAAGAAGAUCUGCGCGGCGGUCAAGGACGGCUUGACCGUGGAAAACUGCUGCCGACUCUUCGCCGCGGUGGACGGUAUGGCCGGCAACGAGGAGGAAGGGGAUGAGUUUCCGGAAGAGAUGGGCACAAAGGGAGAUCAGGAGUCUUUCAGACACGAGGUGCGAGCUCUGCGCGUGAGGCUCUGGACGUUCCUGCUGCAGUCCUUCUUCGCCGUUCGCCACACGCAGGGAUGGCGCAGCCUGUCCCCCAAGCACAGGGAGAAAAUACAAGCAGCUGCUCUUGACAAAGGGGACGGCAGGAUACUUGGGAAAAAACCUGUAUUCACCAGCUCACAGCAACAGAAACGUGUGAAAUGCCCUGCGGCCCCCAGUGAGAGCCCCCGCCCACCCAGGCGUCAGGACGCCCCCAGGAGCGUCGCCCAAACCGCAGCGAGGACGAUGAAGUCGGACGGCCUGGGGCACGGUGUCCCUGGGAGAGGGGCCUGCAACGAGGCCCCCAAGGGCAAGAACGGCAAGGCUAAGGCCCAACCCGAGGACCGGGGCGUGAACGGCAAGGCCAAAAUGGCGGCCGCGUCUACAACGGAGCUCAACGGCGCCACAAACGCCCAGGACAGGGCUCGGCGGGAGAACUCGGCCCCCGUCGCCAACGGGCCCCGGGGCUCCCCCACGGGGAGGGUCGGGAAAGAGCCAGAGAAGAAGGCCAAUCCGGGAGCGAGGCCCAAAACCGGCCCCGCCUCCUCAGCGGCGACCGGCCAACCCAGAGGCGGAAAGCUGCAGAGGAGCGGCUCCGGGAAGGACCCGCCCCAGCGCCCGGACGGCACCAGCUCUGCCCCUACCCCAGCCUCCACCACCAGUGCCUCAGCAUCCAGCAGCGUCUCCCCGGAGAACGGCUCCAACAGCCCCCGCAGCCCCGCCCUAGGUCACAAGCCAAAAAGCACUGCCCAAAUUACAACCAGGUCACCGCUGACCAAGACCAGUCAGAAACCAGAGCUGGGAAAAGCUAACAGCAUGGCGAGCAAGGUAUCUACGAGAGAGGCAGACAGCAAGGCCAAACCACCUCCGUCAGGCAGGGCGACGGCAGUGCUACCCGGGACCAGAGCAGACCCUAAAGGGAGGAGCACUCCGUCGGGUUCUGAGAACCAUGGCUCCAGGCCUGCAUCAGCCGCAACUGCACGGAAGCCUGCCUCCCCCAGGAAAGAGGAGGGCAGGGCGAGCCCCCGAUUGUCCGCAGCAGGGGCGAGAGGGGCCAGCGAAGCAGCCAAGAAGAAGAGCACCAAGACCACACCCGCAACCGGGACGGAGGCCAAACCCGCGACCAAGUCCACCAAACCUGGUCCCAGCCCUUCCCGACAGAGCCCCCUCCCUCCCAGCAAAAGCGGCACCAAGCAGAAGAGCUCCGCUGAAACGCCCGCAGGCAAGCCGGCCCUCAGGCCAGGGGGGGCAGCGAAACAGGCCCCCCCCGGGCCCAAGAAGCAGGCAGCGAAGUCGAAGGAGGCUUCCCCUCGGAAAAGCCCGGAAUCUAAAAGCGCAGAGCCUGUUCUUGGCGCUGAGGGGGCUGUCCCAGGAGCGGGGGUGGAGCAUUCCCAGCCGAGAGCGGUCGACAUGGAGGACUCAUCACACAACCCUCCCAGACUGCCUGGUUCUUGCAAUGGAGGAGAGAAUUUGCCCUCCAAUCCACCCACUACGGAUCAUUGCCUUCUUAGUGAAACCUCGGUUCAGGAGACGGAGCCCGAGCAUCACGUAGUAGCGGACGGAGCACAGUCAGACCGGCUCUCGGCCGCAGCUCCCGCUCAAGGCUUUCCUGUGGGUGCUACACCUGUGGGCCCUGGCCCAACUGCGGAAGAACAGGAGGGUGCUGGGAAAUGGGCAGCAGGCUACCCCAUUCCCUCCUCUCUCUACGCCAGGCAAGGACAGACGCUCGAGUGCCUGAACCCACCCAAGCACUCCAAUCCCCCCGCAGACACGCCGGGCAGCCCAGGUGGCUCGGAGAUGCCCAUGGAGGGUCCCUGGAGCAGCCCGCACCAGCAGGUCAGUCCCGAAUCGGAGACGGGCAGCGUCACCACCUCAUCGGACGACAUCAAGCCCCGCUCGGAGGACUACGAUGCCGGCGGCUCGCAGGACGACGACUGCUCCAACGAGCGCGGAGGCAGCGGCUUCUCCAAGUGCGGCACCAUGCGCUGCCCCGACUUCCUGGGACGCAGCAGCAGCGACACCAGCACCCCCGAGGAGCUGAAGGCGUGCGACGGCGGGGCCGGGCUCCGCGUGGAGGUGCGCCUGAGGGGGCGAGAUGUGGCCGACCCCUUCCACACCCACUCCACCAGCGAGGAGGAGGCAGCCCGGAGGCGACCCCGGUCCUGGCUGCGGAGGGACGACGGCCCCACGGAGGAUGGACCUUCUCAGGGCGAGGUACUCGUCGACGUCAAGGGCGUCCCUGAACUCGGGCUCUAUUAUGACGAAGAAGACGAUGGGGAAGAAGAAGAAGAGGAGGAGGUGGGGAACGAGAGGGCGGAGGCGGAGAUUCCCCCGGGGAAGGUCCCGUCCCCACCCGUCGACCCCUCCCCGGCACCGUUUCGGGGUAUCGUCAACCCAGCCUUCGAGGACGCGGGGGGGGCGGAUAACGAGCUUCCCGAUUACCAGCCGUCUUCCGGCUUCUGCCGUUCCGUGCUGCUCUCUGUGGACGAGUGCGAGGAGCUGGCCUCCGAGGAGGGCGGGACACAGUCCCCCCUGGGGGACCGCCCGGCAGCCUGCGAUGUGUUCGAGAACGACCCCCGCCAUCCCCAUCCCAACUCUCGCUCUACCUCCAGACACCCAAAAAGCACACCCAACCAUUGUGGCUCAUUUCCAGACUUCAAGGAACCACCCAUGGAAGAGAACGUGGUAGAGGGAGGUGCCACAACACCCCUGUUCCUCACAGAGGUACGAGACCCCCCGCAGGAGGACCGCAAGUGCCCCGGGACGGGAGGCGUCAAAGCCAGCGGCCUGCUCGUAGAACCCGACACCUUUGACCUCCGACCUCAGGAGAGGCCCUGCCGCUUGGACCUCCAAAACACUGAUCACUACCCCAAUGGAAACUCUCCCACCGAACCCGUGGACGCCCAGAGGGUGGACUUGCACCUAGACUUGCGUGACCCACAACUGACAAUGAGCACUCCCACACACGCUGCCACUUCCCCCACAGGGGACUUAGAUGAUUGUGAUGACAGACUGGAUCAAACCUGCACAUAUGACCGCCGCCCGUCCAAAACCCUCUCCCCCAUUUAUGAGAUGGAUGUGGGGGAAGCCUUCGAGCAGAGCUCAGACGCGGACAGGUGCACUGUGGGGCGGCCGGAGCAGCCAGGCGAGAAGGAGGACAACGGCGUGUUCGCCGAGCGGGACUGGACUCUGCUGCGCCAGCUGCUCUCGGACCAAGACUCCAGCCUGGGCAUCAUAAACUCAGUCCCAGAGGAUCUCAACCUGGCCCAGUACCUGAUCAAGCAGACCCUGGCACUGUCACGCGACUGCCUGGAGAUGCAUGCCAUGCUGCCCCACGAGAAGGAGACCUUCAAGAGAUGGGCCGAGCUUAUUUCACCCCUCGAAGACUCCGCGACCAGCAUCACCGUCACCAGCUUCUCCCCGGAGGAUGCGGCUUCCCCACAGGGCGAGUGGACCAUCGUAGAACUGGAAACACAUCAUUGACAGCAGGAAGGGGCAGGGCUUAAAAGCCACCAUUUUAUAAACAUUUUCUAACCAGACCAUUUUUUCAGCCAGACUGGCUAAACCAACCAGCCUGGAAUGACAUUUUGCUUUUCCUCCUCUUAGUUCGCUUUUUGAUGGACCUGGAGUUUCUUGCUUCUGCCAUUUUUCACUUUUCAUAUUAUACCUUUUGAGGUACUAACAAACUAUUUUACAAACCAUUUGGACAUAAAUGAAUGGUUUUGCAUGUGAACUUUUUUCUAUGUUUAACGGUUUACUAGAUGUUGAUGUGACUUUUGUUAAAAAAAAAAUUGAAAACAUUAAAAAUAACCUUUCUCCUG